This is a messenger RNA of Leucoraja erinaceus (little skate), 653 nucleotides long. RefSeq names its product coiled-coil-helix-coiled-coil-helix domain-containing protein 2-like. The transcript has 4 exons. The coding region runs from base 83 to 508 and encodes 141 amino acids. Lineage: Eukaryota; Metazoa; Chordata; Chondrichthyes; Rajiformes; Rajidae. The record is from RefSeq and is a predicted model, not a curated record. Gene Ontology annotation, biological process: mitochondrion organization. Gene Ontology annotation, cellular component: nucleus; mitochondrion.
CCCACCACUACAACCACGUGACUCGUUGCGCAGCCGCUGCCCGCGCGUCCCUGAUUGAGCUCCAGACCAGACCGGCGACGCCAUGCCCCGCGGAAGCCGCAGCCGACUGAGCCGGCCUGCUCCUGCCCGAGCCCCUCCCCCUGCUCGCCUCCCUCCAACUGCUGUUGCACCAACCGUGGUCCAGCCCCGGCAACCCGGCAUGAUGGCCCAGAUGGCCACUACAGCGGCCGGAGUGGCGGUGGGCUCGGCUGUGGGCCAUAUGAUGGGGAGCGCCUUAACCGGAGCAUUCAGCGGUGGCAGUGGCUCGGAGCCGGCCAGGGCAGAUGUCACCUACCAGGAACCCCAGCAGGCAACACCUCUGACUCAAGCUCAAGCCCCAGAGAACAGACCCUGCCUGUUUGAAAUGAGACAGUUUCUGGAGUGUGCCCAGAACCAGCACGAUCUAACACUGUGCGACGGUUUCAAUGAGGUGCUGAAGCAAUGCAGGUCUGCAUAUGGUAUUAACUAAAGUAGAAGUUACCUGUUGAAAGACUGCAGCGUGAAGAGAAGAGAUUAUGAAGAUUCCUGUUAUGCCCCACACAUUUUCAGUGACGGGGUCACAAUUGUGACUAAUGUAUUGUCAUUAGAUGUGAAUAAAAUGUCGUAAUGAUUAA